AUGUAUAAUAUUUUAUUUAUCUGGUUGACUGUAUUCACUGUUAUUGUCCAUUCACAAUCUUCACAUGAUUCACCGGCAAUUACAUCAGAAGGCAAUGGCUCAUACAAAAUUGAAGGAAAGAUUCUUAUUCCGCCAGGUGAUAAUUCUCUUGAAACUACUCGUGUAUUAAUUGAUGAUGGACAAUAUAUUGGAAUACCGCAAGUGGAUGGGACAUUCGUCGUUUGCGGUAUUCCAAGUGGAUCUUAUGUGGUUUCGGUAGUUUCGCCGUUACAUGUAUUUGAACCUGUACGCGUCGAUAUCAAUGUUAAAGGAAAAAUUCGUGCGAGAAAAGUCAAUCAUAUCCAACCAGGUGAAGUCGUUACAAUGAAAUAUCCAUUAAAUUUUGAAACACAUGGAAUUCCAAAUUAUUUUCAAAAACGCGAAGUUUAUCGUCUAACAGAUGUUAUUAUGAAUCCAAUGUUUCUAACAUUACUCGUCCCUCUAUUACUUUUACUCGUAUUGCCAAAAUUGGCAUCGACCGAUCCGGAAAUACAACGAGAUUUUCAACAAGCUUCAAACAUGUUACAACCGAAUUUUAAUAAUCCUAUACCUGAUAUUAGCGAUGUGUUUGCCAAUUUUCUAGGUGGUCCAAAAAAAUCAAAACCCCCCCAAAUACAAGGUGGCAGCGGUGGAGGUAGUAGUACUUCGGGAAGCGGUGGAGCUGUUAGUGCUGCUCCAAAAAGAAAAACAACGGAUCAAACAAAACGAAAAAGUUAA
Messenger RNA from Didymodactylos carnosus, 756 nucleotides. Lineage: Eukaryota; Metazoa; Rotifera; Eurotatoria; Philodinida; Philodinidae. The record is from the annotation of a GenBank genome assembly.